AUGGCUUCAGGGAAUCGGUUAUCGCGCGAGGAGAAAGGGAAAGAUAUAGCUACCUCUCCGAGCCCGGCUAGGGAUGCGGACGGGGGUCCGUUGGAGGAUUUCGACAUAAUCCAUCGUGAUGCUCUGCGGGAUACGGAGAACAUGAGCCUUUCCCAGCGUCUUCUGGUCGCUGACGCCCAUAGGCAGUUUCGCGAAGAAAUCGAAGGAAACAUUGAGGACGAGGGUAGAGAGGCGAGUGGUUCUGAAGCGCCUAUUUCUGAAGCGCCUAGCCUUGUUGUGAGACCCAGGAGACGGGCUCAUCGGAGGGGUCGUAUCGACCAGUCAGACCGUCUUCCCGCUCCGAGAAGCGUUCCGUUCGACGAAGUAGACUGCCGUCCUGUGAUAUAUCACCCUGGUGGAAUUUUCGAAGAACUACCUUCGCUGCCUCCCGAAGCGUUACGCGACCCGCGAGUUCAAUCAUGGGGAAACGUUUUCAGUUCCUGUUCUUCCAACGAGACUGUGAAGAGAUUGCUAAGGGAGAAUGGUGGCGCAGGAGUCACCUUCCUCAUUCCGUCAACCGAACAGCGGCCGUGGUCGCCACCGGUUGGUUACCAGUGCGUGUACGAAUCUUACUUCAAGGAUCAGACGAAGCUCUGGUUCCCAAUCCCCAGACUGAUCACGUCUUACGCGUUUCGUCGGGAUAUCGCGAUUUCUCAGCUGCUGAACGGGUCGCUGCGCAUAGCUGUCAUGUUGAUGGUUAUGGCAGCGAAGAUGGAUGUUUCGAUGAGCGUGAGGGUGUUCGAGGAGCUGACUUUCACGAAGGCGGAGCCUAACGGGAUCUUUUCAAUAAAGAUGCGAGCGAGUUACAACGUCUUGACCGGUCAUCCCAACAAGACGCAGGAUUGGCAACGCGCAUACUUCUUCAUUAAGUCCGACGAGCAUGCCUUCGAGGAGCCGCCGGGGGACGAUUAUCGCGUUUUAUGGAAUCAGCAACUUGUUCGUCAUCCCAAUACAAUUGCCUAUCCUGAGAAAUUCUUUGAAACUGCUCAACUGAUCGCGACGCAUAGUCAUCUCAGGUGGCCGGAUCUUAGUCGUGAGUGGAUACGUCGGCAGCAAGCUAGGAUCGCUAGAGUUGAUUGGGAAUCGAGACUUCCUUGUGUACUCGGCCCCCGCAAGUCACGUCUCUCCCUGUUUACUCGGAAACAACAAAAACUCCUUAACCAAGCUAGAAAGAUGGAGGGAGUUCCCGACUUGAGUGCCCUGUUGAAAGGGAAGCUUCAAAUGCUCUCAACAAAGUCGUCUUCUGCCGGUGCCUCAGAAGUCAGGCCUGUCCCCGUAGAUGGAGAUGUGAACUCUGAGCCACCAGCUCAGAGUUCCCCAAAGAAGAAGGCCAAUAAGGCCAAGAAAAGGAGUGUCCCUUCGGAGGAGGCACCAUCUUCUGCUGAUGUCUCUGAAGUCGCGGCUAAGAAGAAGAAGAAAAAGGAGAGCAAGAAAAGGUCUCGUGAGGAGGCUUCUGUUGAGGUUUUGGAGACCUCAACUGCCGCGGGGAAUGAUGAUGCGGAAAGAAACGAUCCAACCAACUCUACUCGGGGAUCGCCUGAGGAACGUCCCAAGAAGAAGUUGAAGAAAAAGACAGCGGAGGAUGAUGGGACUUCAGCUCCCGGGAUUCCUUCUGGAAGUGGGGAACCGGCAACCGAAGCCGGAGAUGGCUCACGGGAUGAAUCUCCGUUAAGUAAGGGAGCCCCUUCUUCUUCUGCGAGGGAGACAGGUGCGGGAAGCGGAGGUUCGCUUCCGCAGAAGAUCCGUGGAGGGACCAAAGAGUUGCCGCCGAUCGACGACUUAUACUUCAAAAAGGAGUACAUUGACGCGGCUAUGGCGGGCAGACGGAGCGACGAGAGCAUGAAUUAUCUCGUUGAGAAGUACGACAGCACCUUGAAGCAGACGAUGGUCCAGCUGGGCGCCUCGGAGAAGCUCGCACGGACCAGGUUGGGCGUGAUCGAGAGGUUACGUGCUGAAAACAAAAAGGCCUGCGACAAAGCGGCCAAAGAGAAAGAGGUCCUCCGAGUCAAAUUUGAGGAGUUGGAAGACAAAUUGAAGUCUGACCGUCUUGCGAAGAAGGACGCUCUACGCGAGAAAACUCGCUUAGAGCGGUUGGUCGCUUCCCUCGAGAAGGAGAAGGCUGAGCUCGAGGGAGAGAGGGACGCUGUCGUCGGGACGCUGGUCAAAGAGAGGCAACGCCUGAGGGACUCUAGGGUUCAGGAGGUCACCCGCGAAAGGAUCAAGGUUCAAACGGCUAUGGCGGACAAGUCUACUCGCUGCGUAGGUAAGAUGAAGGGAUAUCUGGAUCGCCUUAACGCGCUAGAGAAGGCCAAAAAUCUAUACGGGCAGGCUUCAGGAACAAAAAGGUGCCUUGAGAUGAUAAAAGAUAGCGGGGUCGAGAUUCCGCAGAGUAUGAUCAACAUCUUCUCGCAGCAGGAGAAGAUGUAUGAGGCUGAAGUCGCCAAUCUUUACCUCGAGCCAUUCUCUGAGGAUGACUUUGCUCUCUCUCCUCUCAACCUCCCUUCUCGAUUUGUAAGUGAAGAGCUCAUGGGGGUACUCGACCCGUACGGAUCGAAUGUUGGCUUGAUUGGCCAGGAAUCGGCUUCCCAGUUGAUUACUUCCCACGAGGCGACCGAAGAUCCAGUCGACGAGCCGGUGGUAGAUAUUACUUCUGCUCUGUCAGAGCAUAUUGUCGUUCCCGAAGGAACUGUCAUCGAGGAACGUCCUGACGGAAACGAUCCCGAGGAAGCCGGGGACGCGAUUCAAGCAGACACGGGAGAUGUAGCCACCGAAGAUCCGGCCCUGGUUUCUUCAUCUGAGGAGCGAGAAGAGGACGAGGUGGGCGAGGAGGAGAACAGGUCGCUACCGGCACUUAUCGAAGAGACGGUUCCGAUCCCAUCAGUUUCAGACCCUCCUGCUCAAGUUGAAGACCUUGGCGCUCAAGCCGUUGAAGAGGAAACGGUUGAACCGCUUGACCCGAGCAGAGACGACCAAGAUGUCGUCGUUUGA
Molecule: messenger RNA, 3027 nt
Organism: Brassica rapa (field mustard)
Lineage: Eukaryota; Viridiplantae; Streptophyta; Magnoliopsida; Brassicales; Brassicaceae
Product: meiosis-specific protein ASY2-like
Source: RefSeq, a predicted model, not a curated record